This is a messenger RNA of Drosophila erecta, 6280 nucleotides long. It is a transcript of the gene Pkcdelta, whose product is annotated as putative protein kinase C delta type homolog. Bases 545 to 6019 code for a protein of 1824 amino acids. The record is from RefSeq and is a predicted model, not a curated record. NCBI's taxonomy places the organism in Eukaryota, Metazoa, Arthropoda, Insecta, Diptera, Drosophilidae. Gene Ontology annotation, biological process: intracellular signal transduction; peptidyl-serine phosphorylation. Gene Ontology annotation, molecular function: ATP binding; diacylglycerol-dependent serine/threonine kinase activity. The transcript has 9 exons.
AAUCAUCGACAUGUGUGUGUGUGUGUGUGCGUGUGUGCUUGUGAGUUCAGGAAUCGGAAUUGAAAAUAUUCUGCGCUGCCUUUCACAUUUCAGUAGUUUCCGUUAAUGCGUUCGCCACGUCGAGUUAGCUCCUUUGAAUUUUUUCCUGUGUCGCGCUGACGGUAAAAACCAUAACAAAAAACUAAUUAUUGCUCAAAAGAGCAUUCGAAUAUACCGAAAUAAAAAAUGCACACACCUUGUGUUUAAAGUGGCUAAUAAAAAAAUCAUAAUUAUAUUACCGUACAACAUAGAAGCAACAACGAAAAAAUUGUCAGCAAUUUAUGCGUGGAAAAUAGCUGAGGAAAAUCGCAGACAACGACUCCGUAAUUACGAUUAAAAUAUGAGAGCCUAACGAACCGAAGGAAACAAUUAAGCUAAAAGCAGCGGAAAAGCGCCGGAAAAUAAGCAAACCAAAAAUUCAAACCGAAGGUUUUCUUCGUGUAUUGUGAUUUCCUUUUUUUUUUUUUGUUUUGUUUUGUUUGUUUGUUUGAGUGACUGCUGCAAAAUGCCUCUGUACUCGGAUUCAACCAACUACUACUAUAGUGGCGGCAGCAGCCAGCUGUACUCACCGUACUAUAGUUCCGGCUUGGGCAUCAACUUGGGCAUCGGAUCCUCACCAGGAUCGAGCUAUACGUCCAGCUACAAUCGCUCGUAUCCGGCCAGCUAUAUGGUACCCCUAAGUCCCUCCUCGCCGAGAUCGCCGAGCAGUUAUUCCAGUGCCAGUUCCGGCGGCAGCAGCUCCCUCCAUGGCCUGGGCUCCAGAUAUCAACCAAAGCUGACCACGAUUACGGAGACGGGACGGCACAGCGGCCAUAGCAGCCUGAUGCCACUGACCAGGAUUAACUCACCCAAGUACAGCAGUUCGGUGGCCACUCCGAGUUAUGGGUCAUCGGCUGCCAGUAGUAGAUACAUACCAGCCAGACCCAUUGCCAUCAAUACGGCAGAUAUCGAUGUGAGUUCCUCGCGCUAUCGCAGGGCAGUGCCUUCCAAGUCGCAGGAAAAGGAGCAGCCCAAAGAGGAGGUCAGGCAAAAGGAGCAGAAGGAGCAGAAGGAACAGGCGGAGGAGCAGGUUAAGCCUACUCCCAAGGAAACACCAUCGGAAAGUCCAGAUACAGGUGCCGAAAGCAGACCCAAUCGUAGAUCAACCAUUAGGAGAAAUCGUCCUGUGGUUCGACUAUCCACCAUACGAAGACGCAGCAAGGAUCGCAGUGCCGAGAGUCCCAAGAAGGAGCAGGUGCAGGAGCAUCAAUUCCGGGAUCUGCCACCUGCCGCCGAGCCCAGUUUGAGUUGGCGCCAAAAAUUGGCCGAGGAACUGGCAGCCUUUCCAGUAACCAGCAAUAAAAAGUCACCCGGCGAAUUGCUUCGCGAGAGAUUCUAUAUAAAAGAUGAGAAGGAGGAACUAGCCAAUUUCAAUAGAGCCCAAAUCCAGGAGCUUAGCCAACCACAAUGUGCUCAUAAGACUUCGACUCCGGAAAUGGAGGUCAGUGCCAAAAGGGAAAUGGAUGACGAAAAGGAGGAGGACUCUGAUAAACAGGAACAGGAACUGGAGGAAAUGCAGGAGACCAUUCGCCGCUUGAGCUUGGUUCAAUGUCCAACAUUUCAUGACAUUUGCGAGGAUAUUUCAUCCGAUAAGAUCGAUGAUGAUCUGAAUGCCGGAGAACUCAGACGCAGGGCCUCCAUUAUUCAGGAGCAAGAACAGGAAAUACUGAAUAAGCUGCAGAAAUCGAACUCCGGCAGCUUUCAGUUGAUCCACCUUGAACGCAGAUCCAGUCACGAUAGUACCACCACAAACGAUGAAGAUCCCAAGGAGAGAUCCAAAAGACGCUCCAAGAAGAGUAAGAAGAUGCGCCAUAAGAUCACCGCCAUUGUGGAGGUGGAGAAUGCUCCCCAAGCCCAGCCAGUGGAGCACAUGCCCAGUGUUUUGGAGUUGAAUGAGGAAUCCCUCUUAAUACAACCGUUGGCUUCCGGUUCCGGUUCGAGUUCCACUCCAACUCCCAGUCCGAAACCUAAGUUCACCGUUAAUGUGGAGACUGUGGAGGAGCACCAUCAGAUACACAAGGUCUUCAAGUUGCCCAAGAAAAAGGCAAUGCCCAAGGAUCAGGAGGACUCCUCUUUGCCAGAAGGCUUCAUGAAAGCUGCUCCCAAAACAACGAAGACGUCGCCACUAAAGAAGGCAAACAAACAGCAGCAUGUGAGUGAGGCGCAGAUUUUCACCUUUGAUGAGGCAGCCAUACAACAGCAGCAACAAACGCAACAACAGCAACAGCAACCACUGGAGCUACCUAAAACCGAGGCCAAGGUCGAGGGCGUGGCCACGCCCAAGCCCAUUCGGAAGGCCAUACAGAAAUCGGAGAGCGGCGAGGACUUUUGGUCGCAAAUCGGUUCGAGGGAAACGCUAUACAUGACCAACCGCAAAAAGGUCUUUAACAUGCGACAAGAGCAGCAGGAGCAGCUCCUGGAGGAGGAAUCGCCUAAGUCACCAGCAAGGCCAAAGGAAGCAAAGACAGAUUUAAAGACACCAACAACUCCCAAACUCAAAUCGGAAAUUCUCAUCGAGCUGAAGACCACACCCUCCAUAGUGUCCACAAGUGGCAAAUCGGCUGUCGAGGCUAAGAAAGUAGAAACAAGCGAUACUUCAAGCAAAGCACCAACAACUGCAAUACCAAAGGCUAAAUCAAUUGACGCUUCAACAACUGCUGAAUCACCGAAAUUAAAGUGCGCAACUGAUAGCAAUAAGGCCAAGCCGACAAUGCCCAAAACAGACUUACCAAAAUUAAAAACGGCAGAAGACGCUAAGCCAACAAUAACAAGCAAAUCGACAACUGCAACACCGACGAUGGACUCACCAAAAACGCCGCAAGCUAAAGUAGAAAUAUCACAAAAAACUGAAGACGCAGCGCAGCCACUGAAGCUGGAAACACCAACAAGAAAAGCAGCUACACCACAAAUAAAGCCUGAUACACCAACAGCACUGCAAUUGAAACCACAACAACCAACAAAAGAUGCACCAACACCAACGAAAGCAACAGCAGCCACAACACCACAAGCUAAAGUAGAAACACCAACAAAGGGUUCACCAACAAGCAAGAUUGUAGCGCCAACAACACCACAAGCUAAAGCAGCUGCAUCAACAACAUCCCCACUAACAAAGGUGGACACACCAACCACACCACAGAAAACACCACAAGCCAAACCAGCAGCAGAUGAGCCCAAGUCAACACCGGCAGCACCAAAGACAACAAUGGCCAAGAUCAGCAUGACAACGGCGGCAGGAACAACUGUUGCCGGGGCAGGAAAAACAAUAUCACCCAAGGGGCUGAAGCAGUCUGGCAACGCCGUAGCCAUGACAACAGCAACACCAACGACACCAACAACACCAACCACACCAACAACAGCAACAGGCAAAUCAAAAUUGAACGAAACAGCAGGGCCAAAAAUAAAUAGCGGGCAGCCGGCCAAGUCACCUGAACAACAACAGGCAACGGCAGCCGCAGCCGCAGUCGAAAUAAAAAUAAAUAAAACAACGGACAAGGAACAACAGCAGCAGCAACAGCAACAGCCGCAGCAGCAGCAACAGCAGCAGCAACAACUGAUAGACACGGCAGCAACAUUGGUGCCACAAACGGAAACCAAAACGAAAUUGACGGAAGCCGCUGAGCCAACGGGCAAGUCAAAGGUGCAAUCACCGAAUACGACAAAGCCAAAAAGUGCCGGCAAAACAAAUGUUGGCAAAAAGAAAGCUGCAGCGCCAGCAGCAGCAGCAGCAGCAGCAGCAGCCGCAGCAGCAACAGAAGCUGUUACGGCUUUGUCUGAGAGCAAUGUGACCCCAAUCAAUGCCGAUCAAUUUAUAACGCUGGCCCCCACAAAGGCGGCCAAAACAUCACCGAACAAGCAGCAAGCACUGCAAUUGCAACAGCAACAUGAGCAGCAGCAGCAGCAGCAGCAGCAACAGGCCACAAAUGCGUCAUCGCCGGCGGCAACUGGCGAUGCAACCACAACGCCCACAACAAUAACAACUGGUGUUGCUGCUGUUAAUGUUGCUGCUGUUGCUGCUGCUGCUGCUGAUGCUGCUGCUGCUGCUGCCUCUGCUGAUGCGACUACCUCGCUCAGCAGCAGCAACAGCUGCGGCGAAGGCGGCGGCAAUAAUUUAUCAAAGUUUGCAACAGUAUCGAAUUUGGCACAGUGUCUGCGAGACGUUGAUGCCGAGCUAGACGACUAUAUACCCUCGUCGGCGGAAAAUAGCCAAGAAGACGACAGCAGCGACGACGACGACGACGACGGGAGCGGCAGCAGUUCUGACGAUUAUUCCAGUGUUGACGGUUGUGCGAACUUAAGCGCCAGCAUGAAAAAGAAACUGCGCAAGGAGAAAAAGAAGCAAAAGGCGAAAGCAGCCGGCGGCGAGGCGAAACGCUUUGAUCCGCACAAGAAGAUCAAGAUCGAUACGACGAACAAGUGUUAUGUGAAGGAGGAGGCGCCCAGGUACCCACUGGUGGCCACGCCGCGUCCGCUGUGGAAGCGCGAGAAGAUCGUCUACUCGGAUGAGAAUACGGACGAUGAGAGCGGCAGCGAGGAGGGCAGCGGCGGCUCCUUGGACGAGGACAGCGAUGAUGAGAGCGGCGGCGAGGAGUGCAGCUCCACCAGCAGCAGCGCCAGUUCCGAGGAUCUCGAUGCGGUGGCCAUGGUCACCAAGGGUGGUAGCUCCAGUGCCGCAACGGUGCUGGAUUCGCCCAGUUCCAGCGGCUCGAAUGCCGGAACACUCAGUGUUCCCAGUGGUGGUGGUGGUGGUGGUGGGGCCUCCACAUCCAGCUCGCCGUCCAUCAUCCGGAUGAGCACCUGCAGCAACGAUUCCGGAUUCGAAGGCGGCACCGCGCCCUCCAGUCCCAAGAAGAUGCUAGAAACAUCAUAUACAUAUUCACAAUUCCAAAAAUCCGGACGUUUCACUGCGCCAGCAACAGUAAUACCUAGAUUUAAGAAUUAUUCGGUAGAUGAUUUCCACUUUCUGGCCGUUCUCGGCAAGGGAAGUUUCGGCAAGGUUCUGCUGGCUGAGCUGCGUGACACCACAUACUACUAUGCCAUCAAGUGCCUGAAAAAGGACGUCGUCCUGGAGGACGACGACGUGGACUCCACGCUCAUCGAACGCAAGGUCCUGGCCCUGGGUACCAAACAUCCCUACCUGUGCCAUCUGUUUUGCACCUUCCAAACGGAGAGCCACUUGUUCUUUGUGAUGGAGUACCUGAAUGGCGGCGAUCUCAUGUUCCACAUCCAGGAGAGCGGGCGCUUUUCCGAGGAGCGGGCCAGAUUCUAUGGCGCGGAAAUCAUCUCGGGCCUCAAAUUCCUGCACAAAAAGGGCAUUAUCUAUAGGGAUCUCAAACUGGAUAAUGUCCUGCUGGACUACGAGGGACAUGUUCGAAUUGCCGACUUUGGCAUGUGCAAAUUGCAAAUCUAUUUGGACAAGACGGCAGAUAGCUUUUGCGGCACACCCGAUUAUAUGGCGCCCGAAAUCAUUAAGGGUGAAAAGUACAAUCAGAAUGUGGAUUGGUGGUCCUUUGGUGUGCUGCUGUACGAAAUGCUGAUUGGUCAGUCGCCAUUCAGUGGCUGCGAUGAAGAUGAGCUCUUCUGGUCCAUCUGCAAUGAAAUUCCAUGGUUUCCAGUUUACAUAUCCGCCGAGGCCACCGGGAUUCUCAAGGGGUUGCUGGAGAAGGACUACACAAAGCGUAUUGGUUCGCAGUACAGCCCAGCUGGUGAUAUAGCCGAUCAUAUAUUCUUCCGCCCGAUCGACUGGGCUUUGCUGGAAAAGCGGCAAAUCGAGCCGCCCUUCAAGCCCCAAGUGAAACACCCCCUGGAUACCCAGUACUUCGAUCGGGUCUUCACCAGGGAAAGGGUGCGCCUAACCCCCAUCGAUAAGGAGAUAUUGGCUUCAAUGGAUCAGAAGCAGUUCCACGGCUUCACCUACACAAAUCCUCACAUCACCCUGGACUAGAGCCUAAUUAAUAUCCUAAUUAAUUAUUUAGAGCAACAGUAUUUGUAUAUGUAAAUAUUUAUUAUGGCCAAGAAACAAGAGAUUAACAACCAAAGAAGUGAAGAAUUGAAGUGAAUUCGAAAUUGUAAUACCUUGUAGUUAAGCUUUUGAGCACAUUGAAAAUUUGGAUUGUAAUUCUAGUCAGUUAGCUAUACGUUUAUGUCUAAGUCUAAUUGUACAGAUAUCCCUCCUCACAUUUACCUAUAUAUAUAUAUAUAUGUA